Pocillopora meandrina is the source of this 6804-nucleotide messenger RNA. The record is from the annotation of a GenBank genome assembly. Lineage: Eukaryota; Metazoa; Cnidaria; Anthozoa; Scleractinia; Pocilloporidae.
AUGAACAAGUUCGUUCUUUCCGCCCUUGUGGCAUUCUGCGCGGCUGUAUCUUUGCAAGUUGUUGUAUCGUAUGAACCCCUAGAAAAAGCUGCCUAUGAAACCCAACAAUCCGACGAUUAUGGCGCAGUGAAGGAUGCAGUCGACGCCAAUGCAGAUGAAGGAUUUGAAGAUGAUCUGAGCGAUUACAAUCAUUUCGACGAAGAUGAAGUUGACAAUGAUGAAGAUGAAGAGAGUGAAGAGGAUGCAAACGGGUGAGUGUUUUUUCUGCCAUCACAAACGCGGACAUUUUUUAUUUGUAUCACUGCGUUAGCUUUCAUUUAAAGGUAUCAGACACCAACCCCAACCCACCAACAAGGAAUACUCUGGCUAAAGGGAAAAAGAUCAUUUGGGUUAAAAAUUAAUUAAACGAUUCUUCGUUUAAGUAAAUGUACAUAACUAAGAUAGCUGUAAAAUGUUUGAGAAAAGCUAAUCAAAAAUUCAGUUUCAUUUGCAUUCGAGUUUGGAUCAAAAACUUAAGCCACCAUGCAAUCUGUGUUAUCGGAAUGAAGGCAUUUCUAAGUGUGGACGAUGAUCGUUAGUUACUUUUUUUUCCCGAAAAGAGAUAAUAUUUCUAAUUUAGCUUAUUUUGGGAAAUAACUCAGCUGGUUACUCCAUAUAUUGCCCAAAAACUGAAAGAAAUGUAAUUAUAAUUGCCUUCUCAUGUCUUCUUUCAGAAGCAAUGAUGUCCAAGAAGAUCCAAAACCAUUUUUUCGCAGAAUAAGAGUUCCGAAACCAAGAUUCCGGAUCCCGAAGCCAAGAAUCCCGCUUCCAAGAAUUCCAAAACCAAGGAUCCGGAUCCCGAGAAUCCCAAAACCAAGAUUCCGGAUUCCAAGAUUGCCAAAGCCCCGCCUCCCGUUUGGAAAGAAGUAAAGGGACUUACCCACUGAAUUAGUCUGUUAGAAAUCGAGGCUACGAGAAUCUUUGCCAUUGGUCUUUGAUUCACACUCUAAAUGUGUAAGAAAAAAAUUGUAAUAGGUUAAAUUUUGUGAACUAAUCAACUGACUCAUCUGGUAAUAAAACACAUUCAGUAGCAUGUUAUUCAAUACGCGUCUUUUUAAGUGCGGAGUUUGUAGUGCCACAACUGCAUCACGGCAGAAACGUCGUUCACAUACUGAACUCAGAAUUGUACAAUUCCUAAUAUUAGACCUCAUGCGACACGAGGAUAAGCUAUGCGCUUGAGCGAGUGCAUUCACAACACUAUCUAUCACAAUAAUCGCUCUGACGAAGGGCUAACGCUCGAAACGUCAGCUUUUUUACCCUUUACGGUGGCUAAUUUACAUUUUCAACUCAUGAUCAGUUGUUAACACUAAAUUACCUGCUAUUCACAACACUAGCCUGGUGGAGAGGUUUUGAGGAGAGGUUUAGCAUCACGUUUACAUGAAAGAUAGAGUGAAAAUCUUAAGUAUAGAACAAAUUCGAAAUAGCUUGGUACUUUCAAAUAGAAAUGGCAAAGCCCAAUCAGUACACAGGAAAAAUGGCAAAAAAUUGGGAAAAUCGUGGUCACGUGGUCAAUCUUGUCGUUUAUGUUUCGUAUAAACGCAGUGCUAAGUCUCUAUAAUGAGCGCGAGUGAGUGGGCCUCGUAGCGGUUCUGGCAUGAGAAUCGGACGUACACAUUGCUUGCACUAAAUAGGACGAAUGUUGCAAUGCACGCACGUGCAAGCUGAUCCGGAAAAAAAGGAGAGCUAUGCGACGACCUAAUCUUAACUAGGUUUUCAAGCAAGUUGAGGGAGAAAAAAGUUAGCUUAGGAAUCUCAUGUGAAAAUUGUCGAACUGGAUUCUUGACAAUUCAAGGAUUGAAAAAAUUAGUCUUCAGUAAUGUACAAGGCAGGAAAACUGAGGGAAUACAAUCAGCACAAGUCCAAUACAUGAAAUGAACAACGUCAGCAAACACUUCCGACUGGUUUUAAAAUCCAAUUUGCGUGUGGGGGUGUUUUCCUCCCAUAAAUGGCCUCAUCUGAUGAUCAUUUUUUCAUCAUUAAUACAAACUUGUAAAAUUGAAGGUUACUAGGAAAAGAUUACCGCAAACGUAUGCGAACAGAGUCUUUGUGCCUUGCAAUAAACCUCUGAAGUAGCACAGAUUCGGCUAGGCUCUCCCUUUUCAGAAGUAAUACUGCAGGAGACAAAUAUUACUAAUAAAUAGUGAAUCUUGCAUUCGGAGGACACCCCCGCAACGAGAAAAAGGCAAAGUCUGUAUCUCGCCAAGCCUUGACAAGGGUCAGCAAAUGCCAGCGGAAAAUAGCUCUCUGCUCGAACACGAACUUUAAGGAAAACUCAAAAUUUAUCCUUAUUCUGGAUCACCUCUAGUUGUCACAAAGAAACACGGCUGAAAAUACCUUCGCCAAACACCCCAGCAAGUUCCUCGGGUUUGUUUUGGCAACCUGAUGAUGACGUUGGCCAAACAAAUAUUUGCUUUAGUUUCCCCUUAAAUAUUAAUUGGUAAAUAAAAAGGAAAACUUGAAGCCAAUGUAAUAUAAGACAUAAUCAAAACUGCAAGUUUUAUUUCGUAACAUUGCGUUCUUGUCCGAUAUCAUCAGAGUCAUAAUGAAUAAAUGAUUUUCUCCACAAGAAAACUUAAAUAACCCCGUGAAAAAUAAUCUCCAGCACAAUAUUCAAUAAAUAUAUUGUAGUACACUUCCCUCCUUCGCCCUGCUAAGUAUUGAGCCAAAGCGAGAGGUUAUAAUCUCUUGGCUUAGGUCUUUACACACCAACCUGGCUCAGGGCAUAUGGCCUGGGAAUCCGUUGCUCCCUCUGUAAAUGUCAUUUAAGAUACUUUUUUUUUGUACUCCCCAUCUGGUUAGAUCUGAGAUGAAAGCAGCAAAGCCGCAGUGUUGGUUGAAAUCUCGCUAAGCGUGCAUAAUCUCUUUUCAUGUGUUGAAAUGAACCUUGCCAUUGGAUAUUUUGAUGUGCAGUACCUUCUAAGUUGGUUGUGAAUGCCAUUGUGAAUGCCAGAUACGAUUGGAAUUCCUUAUAAAUGUUUUGCACGAUCAGAUCUGAAAAACCUAACAGUAGUCUAAAACAAUUAGCUAGACACCCCCGCUAACUGUGGGCACACACCUGAAUGAAUAAUGAAUAAUAAUAAUAAUAAUAGUAAAAUAAUAAUAAUAGUAAUAAAUACCUAAUAUCGGGGAAUAAACGUCAAAUGUCGUGUCAUGACAUUACAUAUGAGAUGACUAUGCACGUCAAUCGAAGUGUCUAACACCAAUAAGAACAUAGACAAAGUAUUUAUUAAGUACUUGAAACAGUGUCAAAUGAAGCAAUGCACGGCUCAUUUGUCUAAAAACAUAGCACUGAGUUCUAAAUUAAUUAUUGUCAAUUUUUUUAGCGUCAGCUUUAUAUGUAACCUCAUUACAUUAGCACACCAAGAGUCUUCCAACAUCAAGAACAACAGCAACAAAAUAUAUUUUUUCUGGUAUGGCCAAUUUUGGUUUCGAUGUGAAUCUCACUCUUCAAUUACGUCAUAACAGGCUCAAUUGUUCACGACACAGGAAAUACUAAAGAAAAAGCUCACUUAAAAGUGAAAAGUGUAAAAAAAAUUUGCAACAAGAAGAACAAAAAUGAAAAUGUGGCACAUCCGACUAGGCUCUCCCUUUUCAGAAGCAAUACUGCAGGAGACAAAUAUUGCUGUUUUUCCAUUAAAUAGUGAAUCUUGCAUUCGGGAGACACCCUUGCAACAAGAAAAAAGAAAACUCUGUUUCUCGCCAAGCCUUGAUAAGGGUCAGCAAAUGCCUGCGGAAUUACUAUCUCGAGUUCUAAGAAAGAGAAUAUUUUCUACAAGUUUUCUUUGGCAACCUGACGAAAAGACUAGUAUACGCGUAAGUUUUCUCUUUAAUAGAAAAAAGGAAAAACAGCUUUCUGCUCGAACACGAACUCAAAAUUUAUUCUUACUCUGGAUCACCUCUCGUUGUUACAGAGAAUUACGGCUAAAAUACCUUAGCAAAAGAUCUCAAAAUAAUAUUGGAAACCUGUUAAUGAUGUUGGCCAAACAAAUUUUUGCGUUACUUUCCUCUUUAAUUGGUAAAUAAAAAGGAAAAUUGAAUGCCAAACUAAUAUAAGACAUAAUCAAAACUGCGAGUUUUAUUUCGUAACAUUGCUUUCUUGUCCGAUAUCAUCAGCGUCAUAAUGAAUAAUUGAUUUUCUCAAGAAAACUUAAAUAACCCCGUGAGAGAUAAAUCUCCAGCGCAAUAUUCAAUAAAUAUAUUGUAGUACACUUCCCUCCUUCGCCUUGCUAAGUAUUGAGCUAAGGCAAGAGGUUAUAAUCUCUUGGCUUUGGUCUUUACACACCAACCUGGCUCAGGGCAUGUGGCCUGGGAACCGUUGCUCCUUCUGUAAAUUUCUUUGAAGAGGCUUUUUUUUCCGUGCUCCCCAUAUGGUUAGAUCUGAGAUGAAAGCAGCAAAGCCGCAGUGUUUGUUGUAAUCUCGCUAAGCGUGCAAAAUCUCUUUUCAUGUGUUUAAAUAAACCUUGCCAUUAGAUAUUUGAAUAUUAUUAGUUGGUUGUGAAUGAUUGGAAAUUCUUAUGAAUGUUGUGCACGAUCAGGUCCAAAAAACCUAACAGUAGCCUAAAACAAUUAGCUAGACACCUCUGCUAACUAUGGCUACAUACCUUAAUGAAUAAAAAAAAAACUGCAAUAUCGGGGAAUUGAACGUCAAAUGUCGUGCCAUGACAUUAGCUGUGAUAUCGUCAACUAUGCACGUCAAUCGAAGUGUUCCAACAUCAAAAAGAACAUAGACAAAGUAUUUAUUUAGUAUAAAUGCAAAAACGUAGAUGGUGCACCCCUCAUUUGUUUAAAAACGAAGCUCUGAGUAUUACAUUAAUUAUUGUCUACUUUUGUGCGUCGCUUUAUGGGUAACCUCGUUACAUUUACGCACCAAUCAAAGUUUUCCAACAUGAAGAAAAACAGCAACAAAAUAUACUUUUUCCGGUAUAGCCAAUUUUGGUUCCGAUGUGAAUCUCUCCCUUCAGUUACGUAAUAUAGGCUCAAUUGUGCACGACACAGGAAAUACCAAAGAAAAAGCUCUCUUAAAAACAAAAUAGUAAAAAAAUUGCACCGAAAAGAACGAAAAUGAAAACGUGGCACAUCAUUGAAACAGCGAUGAAAAUUUUCGUUUUUGUAACUUAAACAAAAUAUGCAAUUUUUCUCAGGAAAAUACAUUCCUCUGAUUUGUUAGAUUAAAAAAGAAAUACAAAGGAUCUUGAGUAGUACAACAGAAAUCUUAAAAUAACGCAUUGACUAGACGUUUUAUGUAAAUACGGAAAAACGUAAAGUCUUCUUGAAGAGCAAGUAGAACCCAAAAAAGUUUGUGUUGACUGAAAAGGCCGGUAUAAUCAAUUACUGGAACAAUAUUUUAAAGUUAUUUGCACGUUUUUCCUGAUUCCCGCCAAUAUAAAUGUUCCUCUCCAACGAAAAAAAUCAUCAGAGCAACACUGCUUCCACAAAGGAGCUGCUAAGUUGUUUGGUAACCAAGCAAGAACAGACCGGAAUGAACAAGUUCGUUCUUUCCGCCCUUGUGGCAUUCUGCGCGGCUGUAUCUUUGCAAGUUGUUGUAUCGUAUGAACCCCUAGAAAAAGCUGCCUAUGAAACCCAACAAUCCGACGAUUAUGGUGCAGUGAAGGAUGCUGUCGACGCCAAUGCAGAUGAAGGAUUUGAAGAUGAUCUGAGCGAUUACAAUCAUUUCGAAGAUGAAGUUGACAAUGAUGAAGAUGAAGAGAGUGAAGAGGAUGCAAACGGGUGAGUGUUUCUUCUGCCAUCACAAACGCGGACGUUUUUUGUUUGUAUCACUGCGUCAGUUUUUAGUUAAAGGUAUCAGACGCCAAACCCAACCCACCAGCAAAGAAUACUCUGGCUAAAGGGAAAAAGAGAAUUUGGGUUAAAAAUUAAUUAACUGUAAUUAGCUGUAAAAUGUUUGAGAAAAGCUAAUCAAAACAUCAGUUUCAUUUUGCAUUCGAGUUUGGAUCGAAAAUUUAAGCCACCAUGCAAUUUGUGUUAUCGGAAUGAAGGCAUUUCUAAGCUCGGAUGAUGAUCGUUAAUUGCUUUUUUCUUGAAACCGCUGUUUAUCUACUUAUGGUUUUGGAGCCAAAGUUAAUGAAGAUCUGCGAGGAAAGAAAGGGCACUUAAUAAAUUAUCAGUAUUUACAAUGAAAUCUAUGAACUCCACGGGGUUGCAGAUAUCGCCUCUAUAAAUGAAUUGAGGUCAUGGGCGGUUCGGGGUCUGGUAUUUCGGAGGAUUUCUCAUUCAUUUACAUUCCGAUCAGCAGCCUGGCGUAAUGUUUGCUAGUGCAAACAUAAGAACCUGGUACUUGCCGAAAUAUCCUCUUUAAAAUGAGCUGAUAAUUCACGAAAACGGGAAAGAGCACGGAGUAAUAUGGAAAUGACCUCCUUCCGGAUCCAGGUCUUAAAAAUGACCUGCCCCAUCUUCUUCCCAACCAAAUGCCGCAUCAGAAUUUUUCCAAAAAGAAACAAUAUUUCUGAUUUAGCUUAUUUUGGGAAAUAACUCAGCUGGUUACUCCAUAUAUUGCCUGAAGGAAACUGAAAGAAAUGUUAUUAUAAUUGCCUUCUCAUGUCUUCUUUCAGAAGCAAUGAUGUCCAAGAAGAUCCAAAACCAUUUUUUCGCAGAAUAAGAGUCCCGAAACCAAGAUUCCGGAUCCCGAAGCCAAGAAUCCCGCUUCCAAGAAUUCCAAAACCAAGAAUCCGGAUCCCGAGAAUCCCAAAACCAAGAUUCCGGAUUCCAAGAUUUCCAAAGCCCCGCCUCCCGUUUGGGAAGAAGUAA